AUGGCGUCAGGUCAGGCGAUGCCUGAGCCAAUGAACGCCACCCCACACCACUCGAAGGUCAAGGUAUCACUUUCAUUCGCGGACACGACAUUCGUAGCUGGGACACACGUUUCCGGAAAGAUGGAGAUGGAGUGUCGAGCAGACAAAGGGCUAGGCAUAGGCGUCAUGAUGGUUGAGCUUUUCGCAGUGCAAGAAUUGUGCUCGCGCGACCACUCAGCGACGUCCGUUUUCUUAUACAGCAGACGCUUAUUCCAAGGCCCCAAUCUCCCACCAUCAAAUGCUGUCCAGGCCCACCCCAUACCAGGGUACCCUGUGCUCCCACCGCAUUAUCACCAAGCUCGGCGCGGCCGCUCUACUUUCCUCUUCCGAAUUCCCAUACCAGAGUCCUCUCCAUCUGCCAUCAAUUUUGGGUCUGGCUUGGCCAAGGUCCGGUAUGAACUCCGAGCCAGUGUAGGCGUGUUUUGGAAGGGCGAAAGGCGCCUUGUAACUGAUAAUCGCGCGUUGGAAGUAGUAGCUGCCUAUCCGUAUGAAGAAACAUAUGGAGGUAAAGAAUCUCAAGGAGUCGUUGUGGGAGAGAAAGGCAAGUUUUGGAUGCAGGGGACGCUGGUUGGAGGUGCCGUUGUCGCUGGUGGAACUGCGUGCGUAGAGCUGCAGGUGAAGAACCAUUCCACCAAGAAGGUUGGUUUGACGCUGUCUCUUACACGAACGCUCGUACUGCCUGGCAGUAAAGGGCCAGCAAACCAGCCAUUGCGAAUAUCGGACAUGCUUACGGUAGUUCCGUUCCGUGGUGCAGAAUACACUAUUCCUCCAGGGGCAGAGGGAGUGGCCAGUUUAGUAUUUGACGUUCCCAAGGAAGCACGAGGAGUGAGAGGGGGAACAUUAGUCGGAGAUGAGACAGAGCCUCCUCGUACGACAGAGUCAUUGUUUGAAGUUCGUUGUUCGGUGGAGAUCAAGAUGGCCAUGGGAUUCGGGAGCAAGGAUAUUGUUCUUGAGCUUCCUGUCACCUUCGUUCACCCACUGGCAGUUCCACCGCCAGACAACCCUCAUUACUCAUCUCCUGCGUCUGCGUAUCCUUAUACCUCUCCAGUGCCGGAGACGUCCGUUUAUCCUGACCUUACUAACCAAUUCUACCCUGCACUUCCCAUGUCUCCUCCGCCCUUUCAGCUGCCUUACGUUGACCAAAAUCACGUCUGGCUCCCGCCUUCUCUUCCCCUGCCUAUUACGCCGCAACCACUGGCCCAACCAUAUCCUUAUAUUUCUCCACAAAUUCAGCAAAUGCCUUACUUUGGCCCGUUACCACCAAUACCCAACGUUCCUGUCCAUGCUCAUGGCUAUACCACACGUCCUUUGAGUGCUGGCGCCAACACCUCAGUGUCACAGGUCCCUCUGCCUGGCAUGGGCAAUGUUCCUGCAUCAGGCACCGAAUUCGAACCAGAAGAAGGGAAGGGCGAGCUUGCUUUGCGAGUAGCCACGCAUUUAAGACUUUCAUCUCGUCAUCGUUCUGUGUCGCCCCAGUCACAUCGAUACCCCCUUCCUCUUCCACCACCCUCACACGUAGAAGCUCCUCCCCCUAUCAAAAACUUCCGCAGUCUGCCGCCCCCGCCUCUUCUCCUUCCACAGAAUAAUCUUUUCGGAUCUCCUCCUGCCUCGGAGGGUGUGGUGCACUCUCCAAGACCCCAGCUGACGCCGAAGCAUUCAUUCACAGUUGACCCGAUCACGCACCAUACACUUCCCAAGAGUGAGAGGGUGGAGCAACUGGAAAGGAUGGCGGACGCCGUAGUUGAACGGAGCAAGGACCUUUCAGGAGACUUGCCCAAGACCGAUGGUGGUGUGGCGAUGCUAUCGAACAGGAUGAACAACGAUCUAGACGUGGAUAUUAAUAAGACGUUGCCUGGUCCACCAGUUCCUGCAGAAAUCUUAAAGAGCAAAGCAUAUCAAUUAUCUUCUCCUUCGAGCACCCAGGCGAAUGCGAAUUCGUUUCCACCUCCCUCGCAACCACCUCAAUCCAUGUUAUUGCUACCAUUAGACGAGAAAACACCCCCAACGCCUACAUUGAUGGCAGUCCAUCCUACGCGGUAUCCGCGGGGCAACAACGUCCUGCUUGGAGUGGGUGGAUGUGGAGAGAGUGGUCUAGAUGCAUUGGAGAGGAGGCUUCUCAUGGAAGUGGGCACACGCAAGCUCGACCCUUGUCGCAAGCGACCUGAUGCGCGCUCGGCAGUGAUGCCUAUUGCUAUUCCGAAUAAGAGCCCGGAACCGUUGAAUGAUUCUGCGAUUUCGAGCUUGACGCUUGCUGAUCAUGCUGCGUACCAGGAUCAGGACCACGAGCAUGAGCCUGAGCCUGAGGUUGAUCAUGACUCUGAUGCGGACGUUGAGGCGAAGACGCAUAGGGGAGGCAGGUCGAGUGGAUCUGGGGAAGAGAGGGGGCGAAGUAUUGGGAAUGUAACGGAUGGAAGUAGGGGUGCUCGUGCUCGUGGCAGGCCUGAGGCGUUGUCGAGGAGAGAUGAGAAGCUUUUCCUCGAAGAUAACAACGCAAAGACAGAAAAGAAAGGCAAGAAGAAGAGGACGUCUGACAAGGUGCGCAGUAAAACUGCUGCGAAGGGACGAGUGGCGGCUUGGUUGGGUGGAAUUGAUCCAGAUGUGCCACCUCAAGAGGAGGAGGUGAUACCUCCCAGCCCAAGUGUUGCUCGUACGCCAUCCGAUCUUGCUGAACCUUGCAAUCUUUUCGACGUACUUGGGGGUAUACCUGUCGAGCAAACCGCAACUGCAAUGCCUGUUGAAUAUCCCCAACCAGAAGUGGUUCAACAAGACGUCUCAUCUGCACCCAAUCCUCGUUCCUCAGGAUUCAUGCCUCUUGCAACUUUGAAGAGGGAUCCAGCUCAGCGACAUCUCGUUACCAAAGAAAUGAGUGUCGUUGAAGAAGCCAGGAGAGUUGCUAGCCUCUGGUCGUCUGCUUCUCCUGUGGUGAAUGUCGUUGAUGCCCCAGUCACGUCUCCAUCUCAACCAACAACGCAGUCUGUGAGGACAGAGAGGAAAGUAUCACCUCCCUCAACAAUAAAAGCUGCGCCCAAAGCACGUGGGUAUGCAGCUGCUGUGUGUCCUCCUGUCAGAAAUGUCUGGAAACUCCCAGAUCCCACUAUCAAGGGCGAAGCCGACCCGGCACCAGCUGUUCCACCAAAGAAAGCUGUCCAACCCUCUCCGCGUUUGCCCGCUUUCCCCUCUUUGACAACGCCAAAUAAAGACCCCGAAGUCAAGUAUGACAUUCGCUCUGCACGAGGUGGAAGGGGCGGAAAGGUCGCUGCUGUAGCAUCUAUUUGGGCAUCAGCUGCUGCGAACAACAACACUGCAAAGCCUCAGGUACUGCGUGAUGGUAUCACUUCUCCUGCUGCGAAACCGGUAAGACCACCUGGCAAGCAUGGUACACCUCCUCGUUUGGGACCAGCUGCAGAGCCAAAGGCAAGGGAUCCCCUUCCCCCCAUGUCUCGAAGGCCCCAAAAAGCUCCCCGUAAGCCUCAAUCGGCAACGGUUUUAUCGACCACACAAGGGCCUGUCACAAAUAUACGAAGUAAAUCUACCGAUGCGCUCUCUCCCAAAUGUGUCGAUCAAUCACCGACAACCAAGGUCUUUCGAUCUCCAGGCCAGCUUACGCCCACCAAUUUGUCCUCGCCGGUUCUUUCUACGACGGAACCGCGGUUGCACGAGCUUACGGGGAGGAAAACGGAACCUCAGGCUUUGAUCAAGUCGUCGUCUGUUCCAGCUGUGAUUUCCCCAUCUCAUGCUACUCCUAUGCUCUCAUCAACCGCUUCGUUGGCUAGGCCACGUGCCGGUGGUGGUGGUUUGAAAGUCGGACCUGGGAAUAAAGCACCCAUUAUUGGACUUGGUCCGCCUUCGAGUUUUCCUUCACAACAACCGCGGGGAAUAUCCGCGAAACCCGCAGCGGCACCUGGAGAUCUGGCUUUUGGACAGGCUCGGCUGCGGGAUCUUAUCAAGAAAUAUCAAGGACAGGUGGUUAAUGCAUUGCCUAUUAUGACAGCCAUUUUUACUUUUUUGUUUUUGCAUAUGAUACAAUGCCUAUUUACAUUUGCUGCUCCAAAUACACCCAAGAGUUAA
Messenger RNA from Laccaria bicolor S238N-H82, 4107 nucleotides. RefSeq lists its product as uncharacterized. The coding region runs from base 1 to 4107 and encodes 1368 amino acids. Lineage: Eukaryota; Fungi; Basidiomycota; Agaricomycetes; Agaricales; Hydnangiaceae. The record is from RefSeq and is a predicted model, not a curated record. The transcript has 6 exons.